This is a messenger RNA of Setaria italica (foxtail millet), 2220 nucleotides long. Its product is annotated as BTB/POZ and MATH domain-containing protein 1. The record is from RefSeq and is a predicted model, not a curated record. NCBI's taxonomy places the organism in Eukaryota, Viridiplantae, Streptophyta, Magnoliopsida, Poales, Poaceae. The transcript has a single exon. The coding region runs from base 1 to 2220 and encodes 739 amino acids. Gene Ontology annotation, molecular function: protein binding. Gene Ontology annotation, biological process: protein ubiquitination.
AUGGCGGCGGCGGCGGUGGCGGCGAAGACGGCGUCGUCGCACCGGGCGUCGUUCGCUCAAGGCACUCACCAGUUUGACAUCGUCGGGUACGGCGCGCUCAAGGCGCUGGGCCGCAGCCACUCCAUCACGUCCGGCACCUUCCGCGUCGCCGGCCGUGACUGGGCCGUCGUGUGCCACUUGGACCCUGCCCUUGCGUACGUCUCCCUCGAGCUGGCGGCCGGCGACAACUCUGGGGCCGCCGUCACGGCGAUGGCGAGCUUCGCCAUCGACGACCCCACCGGCGGCAGCAAGCCCAUGCAGAUCGGAGACGGCGACGAGGCCACCGUGUUCACCCCGUCGUCCCGCGCCUUGAAGGUCCCGGUCCCCGACUCGUUCCGGAAGCGGGAGGCGCGCUACGUCAGCGACGACCGCCUGAGGAUCCGCUGCACCGUCCGCGUCCUCGAGGAGGAGUCGCGGCCGACUGGCUACUGCUUCGUCGCCGCGCCGGCGCCGCCGGACAUCACUGGGUGGCUCGCGACGCUGCUGGAGAGCGGGCGGCGGGCGGACGUCACGUUCGCCGUGGAGGCGAGCAGGUUCGACGCGCACAAGCUCGUGCUCGCCCUGCGCUCGCCGGUGUUCAGGGCAAAGUUCUUCGGAGACAGCCGGGACAGCAGCCAGGAGUGGUUCCGGGUCUACGACAUUGGGGCCCCCGUGUUCGAGGCCAUGCUCCGCUUCAUCUACACCGACGAGCCACCGCCGGACAUGACGACGGCCAUGGCCCACGACCUGCUGGUGGCCGCGGACCUGUACGACCUGGAGAGGCUGCGGGUGGCGUGCGAGAAGUCGCUAUGGGAGAGCGUCCAAACGGACGGCGUCUCAGCCGCCCUGUCGGUGCUACUGCGGUUGAACGGCCGGCAGAGCUGCCACCAGCUCGAGGACCUGUGCGUGGGCUACAUCGCCGGCGCGUGGGACGCCGCAACGGCGACGGAGGAGUACAGGGAGCUCAAGGCGAGCUGCCCCGCGGUUCUCAACGACAUCCUCGAGAAACUAGUAGUAGAAGCAAAGGCGAGCGCGUCGUCGUCGGAGAAGAGCUCGUCGUCGUCGGAGAAGAGCUCGUCGACGUACAGGGCGUCGGAUGUGUGGAGGGGCACUCACCAGUUUAGCAUCCUGGGGUACAGCGGCGUGCGGAGGAUGCACGGCAUGGCAGGCGAGUUCAUCCGCUCCGGCACCUUCGAGGUCGGCGGCUACGAGUGGCAGAUCCUCUACUACCCAUCGGGCUACGAUGAGUACAGCGACGACGACGUCGCCGUCUACCUGCAGCUGGUGACGCCCAUUGAUCCCGACCUCGUCGUGGAGGUGGCGGGGAGGUUCAUGGUGGGAAGCCCCAACGACGUCAACGCCAUGGUGGAGAGGUUCGGGCACGAGUUUUCGUACGAUUACCCGGUGAGUGGGAUUAGAGAGUUGGCCACCGUGGACGAUGUAAGGUCAAAUCUUGUGGGUCCAGACGACAGCCUCACGGUAGAGUGCCUCUUCGAGUUCGGAAACCGCAUCGUCGCAACGACGGCCGCCGCCGGCCCCCGGGAGAUGGCCGUGCCGCCGCCCAACACCUCCUGGCACCUUGAGAGGCUGCUGGAGGCCGCCAUCGAGGUGGGGUCCGACGUCACCUUCGUCGUCGACGGGGAGUCGUUCCACGCGCAUUCCCUCGUGCUCUCUGCGCGGGCGCCGGCCUUGUUGAAAGAGAGAGAGGCUGAAGAAGAGGUGAAGAAGAAAGCAGGUGGCACGAGCAAGGAGGAGGUGGUGGUCCUGCGGGUUGAGGGGAUCACGGCCGUGGCCUUCAAGGCCUUGCUCCACUUCGUCUACACGGACGAGCUGCCGCCGCUGGACGAUCUGGUACGCGCUGCAACUGCCGGCGACAGUAGUGUCCCGUCGUCGGAGACGAGCAGGACGCGGAUGGCCCGCGACCUGCUGGCGGCCGCGGAGCGUUACCAGCUGGUGGAGAGGAUGCGGCCCCUGUGCGAGAACCUGCUGUGCGAGGUGAUCACACCGGAGGACGCGGCGGCCACGCUGGAGCUGGCGAGGCGCCACGGCCGGCAAGAACUCAAGGCCUUCUGCCUCGACUACAUGUCGUCGCCGGGCGUGCUCACGGCGGUGGUGGCCACCGACGGUUACAAGGAACUCUCCGCCGAGGCUCUCCGGGAUAUGCUCAACCACAUAGCUUCUGCUGCUGCCUCGUCGUCCUAG